CGUUUUGUAAUCUUCUUCGUUUCAUUCUGUCACGUUCGACUGCUCAGCACCACUAGUUUAGUUUUUUUCCCGCUUUUUCAGCCCAAAACCGAGAAGUGUGUCCGCUGUGGCAAAUCCGUUUAUGCCAAUGAGCGAAUGGAAGCUGGCGACAAAAUCUGGCACCGACUUUGCUUCCGUUGUUCCGUGUGUGAUAUGUCACUCAACUUGAACAAUUACGCACAAAGUGAUCAAAUCCUGUACUGCAAGAAGCACUAUCAAGAAAACGUUUUGGCCAAGAAUACCCAAACCCCAAUAUAGUGACUUGUCAUACUUUAGAUUAUAAAUGUGACUGCUCAGACGCCUUUAACCCCGUUACACCAGAAUGUUUUUGCCUACAAACCCAACUCUCUAUUGUAUUUUUCUCAUUUUGUUCCUUCUUACCAUAGAGUGAGCGUUGUUCCGUCAAGACUCUUUCUGCAUGCCGUCCCCUUUCACACAGUGUGCUUUUCAACCCCAACUGCUAGCAUAAACGUAAUGUUCAUCCAUGAUCAGUGUUCAAUUUGCUUGGGCUUCGGGACUCCGGCUUUGUGGUCGUAUAUGGCAGUGUCAACAGUGAUGGUGCCGUCUCCGACGACGGUGAUUUUAAAGCCCUAAAGUGAAACGAGUGAAUGAGAGAGGGGACCUGGUGUCGGCCUAUCACCAGCAUUCGUAGGUGCCUACACGUCCAAGUGCUCAAUCAGACAAUCUGGAAUGCCACUGAGACCGACUGGCCGUCAGUCUUCGCGGUACUUCCAGCCGAGGGCAGCAGGGGUCACGGGGACCCCAUCCUGGAAGGUGCAUCGUACCAACCCAACCUCAAACCCGUUGAAAUCCUUUUCACACCUUCGUGCCAAGUCGCACGUCAUCGGGGUCACGGGGGGAGGCACCGUAGACCACGGUUCGACAUGACCAAGCCACUGCAACUGAUGAGCUUGGGUGAUUUCCGUGAACGAAGUACCUGCUACCCAACCAAAUACCUGUUUCCCAAUUAU
Molecule: messenger RNA, 1010 nt
Organism: Opisthorchis viverrini
Lineage: Eukaryota; Metazoa; Platyhelminthes; Trematoda; Opisthorchiida; Opisthorchiidae
Exons: 2
Source: RefSeq, a predicted model, not a curated record